This is a messenger RNA of Anguilla anguilla (European eel), 2047 nucleotides long. RefSeq lists its product as uncharacterized. The record is from RefSeq and is a predicted model, not a curated record. The transcript has 9 exons. Gene Ontology annotation, biological process: regulation of transcription by RNA polymerase II; cellular response to lipopolysaccharide. The coding region runs from base 260 to 1042 and encodes 260 amino acids. Lineage: Eukaryota; Metazoa; Chordata; Actinopteri; Anguilliformes; Anguillidae.
UGAGAUCCAAGACACCAGUGGCCUGAGGUUACAGGUCAGAGGAAGCCUGCAGUUCCGUGAUGCACCGGGCCUAGACCAAUCUGGAAGCUGCAGGUGUGUCUCAGGACAGGAGUCUGGCACCCAGGUACAGGUUGCUGAGCCAACGGCCGUCCGUACUUUUUCUGACCCUGAGGACAACCAACACCGUCUCGCGGCGCUGGAGAGGCAACGAUUGGAGCUUCUAGAGGUCAAUAAGAAAUGGGAUGAGGAGUACCAAAGAAUGAAGGGAUUUUAUAAAGCAAAGAUUCAGGAGCUGAGGAAGCGGCUCGCGGCAUGCCACGCAUGCGCGCCAGAUGAAGAGGAGCUGGAAAGGAAGCACGUGCACCUUGAGGAGAAGAUCUCGCAGUCCGAACGAACCACAGAGACGGUCCUGAAGCGAAACUCUGAGGUCUGCACUGAAUUACUGGAAACCGAGAGACAGGCGCAGGGCUUGAGACUGCAGGUCACUGCUCUCACCAGGAGGGGGCAGCAACAGCAAUCUGAGAUCAGGCGACUCAACAAGAUCCUGAGUGAGGCUCUGGUGGAAGAGAGAGAGAGCAGGACACAGGUGGAGCUGCUCAGACAUCAGGUGUGGCUCCAUGAGAAGGACUUCCAUAAGGAGAGAGCAGAGAGGAGGCAGCUGUGUGAGAGGAACGUGGAGCUGGAGAGGAGGCUAGAGACCCUGAAUGCUGAGAUGCAGAAGGCCCGGGCCCAGGUGACCAGGACGUUCGUCUGCACCCCUAAACCCAGGAGCCACGCCCCCUGCGGCUGUCGCCAGGGAGACGGCCUUCCCGCCAUCGCCGGGAGAAACGGGCCACUCCGCGUCCCACCGGCCCAUGCGGUCCGCCUCCCCUCCUUCCCCCACUCCCCCCACCACCACGCGACCCCCGAAACCCAGCCGGAGCCCUCCCGCUGCACAGCGCCCCCUGGUGAGAGGGCAGGUCUGACGCAGGCUGUCCCGCCGUGCCGCCGGACGCUUCGCCAGGAGGCGGGAGGGCCCAGUCUGAAGCUCUCUCUGGCGUAAGCUGACGGAGUCGCGCUGUUCAUGCUGCGGCCUGCUCUUCCCUCUCGUUCGCAGCACGGCUACACACGUCACGGGUUCGAGGCUUGCAGGGUUGACGUAUAUUUAGCGAUUUAGCGAUGUGCUCCUGCUCCCUCUCUCCCUGUGUGGCUUGGGACGAGGCCGCCCGCGAAAUGCAUUUAGUGGAAUGGAACGCUGCUAACGUUUGGUCUUCGCAUUGACACACUGACAUGGCUCCAAACCCACAUUUACUGUUUACCCAUAGGAAACGUGGAACGAUAUACGUUUCGUAAUAUAUUUCUCUGCAUUAUUCAAUAUGUUUCUCAGUUUAAAUGACAAUAAUUUAUAUAUUUCAAGUGCUUUGUUUGUUGAACUGGUGUUAUCUUGAUACAUGUAUAAUUAAUACUGAAAAUUGUCAGAAAAGCCCUCUUUUCUCACAAAAAAUAAAUCCCCAAUCAUUUAUAUUUCAAUACUUUGAAUAUCCAAAUAAGGGAAUUAUUUUGUUGCAUGAGGAUAUGCAGGUAUAUUUGCACACACACAGUGUGUGUAAUGUGUGUGUGUGUGUGUAUGUGCACAUGUGCUCUGAGUGUGUGUGUGUGUGUGUGUGUGUAUAUAACCUCUCUGAAGAUGUUCAGUGUUUAUUCUCUCUUGUUCCUGCGGAUUUGUACUGAUAUUCGUGAGGUUGGAUUCCUGCCUUUUGUACAAUGAAAUGAAGUCAGACACAAACAUGACAUUUGUUCUUUGUUUUUGUCUUUUUCAUCUGGUUCGAGUUUUUGGAGUUCUUUUCCUCACUGGGAGAAGCUUCAGAACAUGUUUCUAAUUUUAGAGAGGAUGUACUGCUGAUGUCAGCAGACGAUACCGCCACCGUGUUUAUCUAUGUGUGUGUGUGUGUGUGUGUGUGUGUGUGUCCACGCUUUUAAACACACUGCGUGUUUAUGUGUGUGAAUAUGUAUUUAAGCAUCUGAACCUGUAUAUACAAAACUAUUUUUAUCGAGUCAAAAAAUGUAA